AUGUAAGAAGAUUUGCUUCAACCUUCUGCAUUUUAAGCCACAUUGCGUUGUAAAGAUCAUAAAUAAGGAUUAAUUGUUAAAGGGUGUGUAGAGAAGAAUUGCAAGCGAAAGAAAAUUCUUCUUUGUUAAUAGUGCCUUAAUGAGGAUGCUCAUAUGGAACACAAUAAUAAUGUUUUGGGGAUAAAACAAUUUAUUGCUGAAUUCAGUUAAUCUAUAUACUAGGCUACGCAAUAGAAUAAGACGUCGUUGGAAUAGUUUCUAAAUAAUGAUGAAAAUCUUAAAGUAUAUAAAUAUAUUCAAGAUAAUAAACAUCAUCUUAAAAAAGUGAAAGAUAAUAUUGAUACUUAAAAGACUCUUGUGGCUUAGGAUAUGACAUUCAUUGUCGAGUAGUUCUAGUUGUAUUUAUAAUAAGUUAAAGAAAAUGUGUUUCGAAAAUUGGACGGUAUAUAUUCCGACUAUGAAUCCUUAUUUGAGUAAACCAGAAAACAAUUCAAUUCCAAAUUCUUUGCUGCAGCCAAUUAUUUUUUAUCUACUCCCAUGGCACUUACUUGUAAGUUAGGAUAAUAGGGAGAUAAUUCAGAGGAAUACCUAAGGAAAUUAAAAUUAAUUGAUAAUACUAGUCUAGAUAGUCUCUAGGAUUAAUUCACAAAACUAUUAAUAGCAAAUGAGUCACCUAGGAUUUUUGAAUCAGAUUAAUAAAGGUUAUACUCAACAAUAUAAGAACCUUUGUAGAAUUAUUUCUUAGGUUGGUGUUCCAAUUAGGAUCGCAUGCCUUAACCACCUCAAUUAGUAUAACAAUAUUCUAAUAAUUCAUAAUAAAACUAUUAAUUGAAUUCUCCAUAGUCAAAACCAAUAUUACGUGAAAAUUAUCAACUUUCAGAUUCUAUUGUGAUCAGCAAAUCUGGAAUAUAUUGUAAAUUCAGUCGGGCUUUAGACCUUUAAAAAAGAGAAUGGCCUCAUGUCAAAUUGAAUAGGAAGUUCACUUUAGAUUUUACAAUAGGGGCUGUGAUUGGGUUAUCUAAGUCAACAUUUGUGAUGAUUAGUUAAAAUGAUUUGAAAAUGAGAGUAUUUGACACUGAGAAGAAAUCCUUAUUGGCAUUUGAUGGACACACUCAAUAGGUAAACUGGAUAGAACCUUUAUCAGCAAAUACAUUUAUCACAGGAGCUGACGAUGGUUAAGUGUAUCACUGGAUUUUCUAAGGAUAAACUGCAAAAAUCUAGGAUUAAUAUACAUUUUCAAACAAACCGAUUCUAGCAGGUUUGGAUUUGUAAAAUAAUGGGUUUGCAUUUGUUGAUUGUGAUGGAAGAUUGGGAUAUAAGAACAUCACAACAAAGUUGGAAUUAUUUUUAACUAUUGGUAAUUCAAGAUUGCAGGGUCGAUCAAGGAAGUAUAAAAUGGCUUUGAUUAAACCUGGAGAACUGUUUUGUGUUUAUGUGGCUGGAGAAUAGGGAGCUACUAUUAUAUAAGUGAAUGAGAAGGAGAAGCAAUUAAGAAAGGUGAAUGCAAACACAUUGCCUUGCAGUUAAACAAUGAUCCCAUUAUCAAUUAAUGAAAUGUUGAUAGCCUCUACCAGUGGUGUUAAGGUAUGUAGUACAAAUAGGGAUGAUAUUUUACAAGGUAAUGAUGUUGAUGUUGUUUUGUUGGAAUUUACUCUUAGUCAAAUAAUGUUUGCUCUUUGUAUUCCAGUUGAAAUUGGUUAAUGUAUGUAGUAUAGGAUAUUAAAAAAGGAUAAUGGUUAGUAUGACAUUCAAUAAAAAGACUUAGUGGUUGAUGGUCUAACCUAACUUUCAUCUAAACUGAAACCAAGAAUCCAAUUGAUUAAAAACUAAGACAAAGUAAUUAUGGUAACUGUGGAUUAGAAUAAAAUUAACUUCUUUGAUAUCACUAUGAAAUGA
Messenger RNA from Paramecium tetraurelia, 1896 nucleotides. RefSeq lists its product as uncharacterized. NCBI's taxonomy places the organism in Eukaryota, Ciliophora, Oligohymenophorea, Peniculida, Parameciidae. The record is from RefSeq and is a predicted model, not a curated record. The transcript has 2 exons. Gene Ontology annotation, molecular function: protein binding.